Messenger RNA from Poecilia reticulata (guppy), 1362 nucleotides. RefSeq lists its product as uncharacterized. The record is from RefSeq and is a predicted model, not a curated record. Lineage: Eukaryota; Metazoa; Chordata; Actinopteri; Cyprinodontiformes; Poeciliidae.
AGCAGUAUUUCAUUGUAAUUUGUAGGGUUUUUGGAGAAUCUAUAUUCAUAAUAGUAGUUACAUCUCUCUUUUCUGUUAUUGUACAAUAUUUAGUAAAACUUGUUUACGGACAUGCCGUCAGCUAUCAGAGAGCUGCUCAGUACAGAGGAUCGUAAUUAUGAGUUUAAUUACGGGGUGCGACAGGAAAAUCUGUGACCCGUCAUUUUCUGUGACCGCAGAGGGCAAUGGAACGCAGAGAGCAAGAAAGAGCGGACGGAUGAGAGAGAAAGGAAGGGGGAAAAAGAAGAGAGGCUUUACUGCAAAGUUAUAGUUCCUGCUCUGACAGUUCGCUGAAUGAUGGAUCUGUGAUUGUGACUUCACCCUGGAAUGUUCUUCUUUGAGGAAACGGUUAGCAAGGCAGAUUGUUUCUCAGACUGAACGUUUCAAUGGAUGACAAGCAGAUUUUCAGAGGGAUGAUUGGAGACAGGAAGGAAGAAUAUGACGAGAUACUGAAGUCCCGGCAUUCACAAACCGCGGCCUCAGAGUCGGACGCUGAAGCUGCGGAUAGAACGGGAUCUUUUACUGAAGUCAACAGUAUGUCAGGACACAUUUCUACUGAGGACAUGGAACUGUCUUCAGCUGAAGUCUCUGUGAUUGUAUCACCAAAUCAGACAAGAAAGGAGACUGCAGUGGAACAUGAUGAUGAUCACUUCAAGAGUGGAUCGACCACAGCUGUGUACGUCUGCAGUUCGUGUUCUGUGGAGGGACACCAGCCGAAACCUUUACAUUCCCUGCUGCCGCCCUUCACGGAAAUCCGCAAACUUCCUGAUGUGAGCCAAACACUGACCAAAACCAGAGUUCAAGACAGCCUGAAAACCUCGUCAGCUCAGACUGAGGCAGGUGGAAGUGACCUGUGUGCUGCCAUCCUGCUGGGCUGUCUCUUCUGCCGGCCCGUGGACUGUCUAACGGAGACCUUCCGAGGGUGCACCGUGUGCUUCUGCUCGCUGUGCUCGUCGUUGUUCGGCUGCCAGCCCGGCGCCCUGCGGCCUCUCCUGGAGUUCACCCGGACCUGCGGCCCGUGCGCGUGUGCCGGCGCGCGCCGCUUCCUGUGCGACUGCGCCGGCUGCGACGUCUGCCUCCCGGCCACGGAGUGCCUGGACCUCGCCAUGGAAAUCUCUCAAAUGCUCUACCACUGAUGCGCCGCGUCGAAACAGGAGACGGACACGAAUUGAAGAAAGUCGUUUAUUUGUUAAAAUGUUAACAAAAGCCAAAUUACUGAGAGGGGGACAACACGCACGUGUUUGUGUUUAACAGUCAGUUUUAACUCUCACAUAUCUACAUGUUGUAGAUAAUAGUUGCAUAUAUGCAAAAAAAAAAAAAAAA